Molecule: messenger RNA, 186 nt
Organism: Neurospora tetrasperma FGSC 2508
Lineage: Eukaryota; Fungi; Ascomycota; Sordariomycetes; Sordariales; Sordariaceae
Exons: 1
Biological process (GO): translation
Cellular component (GO): ribosome
Molecular function (GO): structural constituent of ribosome
Source: RefSeq, a predicted model, not a curated record
GUUGUUCUCUCUCUGGUCCAGCGGAUAUUCUUCCUACUCAGCAGUAGAUAUGGAUGGCCCUCAACCGUACACUACAGCACUCUCUGCGGCAGACACACCGUCAAGCGAGUUGCUUUUGGCAUCUGGAAGUGCCACGGCCAAGGGUAUGCCAAAUUAUUGAGCGGCGGCGCUUACCUGCCCGCGUGA